AUGAGUCUGAUGCGCACUUCGACUGCGACGCGUACCUCAAGUGAAGUCCCGCUACAGCGUCUUGAUGGGGAUGAUGAAGUUGAAGGCAGAGAGUUGGUUCUGCGCGGCGGAAAGCUAUCGCCUCGCUCAUCACCAGCGUUCGAUCCAUCAGAAAGACGACAGCGUCAGCCUAUUCAUCCUAUACCUGUAUCCUCUGCGCGUGUAGAUCAGAAGGACGGUCCUCAACGUGUGAUAGGUGGUAACGCCAACGUCCAGAAUUCCACAAACGCAAAGGCUGGUUCUCAGACACUCGAAAAUCCCUCCGCCACCAACUUUCUUACGAACAGCGCGCCAAUCUACAAUCAAAAUGUGAACAGCGGAUCCGGCCAGCAGAACAUUAAAGUCAUUGGCGAUUUCGAGGUUCCGUCGUCUUAUACUCCUACUGCCGCACCACCCGAGUAUGAGAUCCCUUUCGAAUCUGAGCACAAUGAGAAACGAGGCAGCGGACUGCAGAAGUCUAAUGUUUCGAAUGGCAUCAAGAACAAGACGGCUGGUGAUGACAGACCUAAUGGUUACAGUCAGACCUUGAGAGACCCACAUGGUCACCUGCUUGCCUAUCUGGACAGACGUCGCCGCCUAGCUAUCGGUCUCGCUCGCCUGAUCGGUUCGCUCCGCAUAGUCGGAGAAGCUUUGUGGCAUCUAGGCCAUAUUCUCCGAAUCGGUAUCGCGACAGGCGUGAACCCGAUUAUGAUGAAAGACGCGGCCACGUUCGUUCAAGAGACCAUCGAUCCCGCUCGCCUGCUCGGAUCGCUCCGCGCAACCGAAAUGAAUCUGUAG
Alternaria postmessia is the source of this 816-nucleotide messenger RNA. RefSeq lists its product as uncharacterized. Bases 1 to 816 code for a protein of 271 amino acids. The transcript has 2 exons. NCBI's taxonomy places the organism in Eukaryota, Fungi, Ascomycota, Dothideomycetes, Pleosporales, Pleosporaceae. The record is from RefSeq and is a predicted model, not a curated record.